Messenger RNA from Zophobas morio, 2149 nucleotides. RefSeq names its product transmembrane protein 145. Gene Ontology annotation, biological process: G protein-coupled receptor signaling pathway; response to pheromone. NCBI's taxonomy places the organism in Eukaryota, Metazoa, Arthropoda, Insecta, Coleoptera, Tenebrionidae. Bases 1 to 1518 code for a protein of 505 amino acids. The transcript is spliced from 5 exons. The record is from RefSeq and is a predicted model, not a curated record.
AUGUUGAACAGAAAUAUUUUCUUCUUGAUUUUCGUGAUAUUAACUUUGUGUUUUAAAAUGAAACAGUGCACUCAUUUGAAGGGGACGUUCAAAAGCAACGAGUUUUUUAAAUUUCUAGUCAAGUUCGGCUUCCAAAAAACUGACAGACAUCAACCAGAUGCCACUCACGGCUAUAUUUUUGGAAAUAUUACCUCUGAACAGAAUUUCUCCGUACCCGUGACGUUCGCAGUAUUACAGAGGUCGUAUUUUCUAGAUUAUUACCAAAAUAGGGUUUUGUAUAACAAAGAAGAGGCGUGCAAGAGGAUGUUUAGUAAAGUCAGCACUCACGCAUACGAACCAAAGUGCGACCCCAAAGGACAGGAUUAUUUGCGACGAAUUCCUUGUCCGAAAGGAAAACUGUGUGUCGACGAGGACAAAGAGUGGAAUGUCGUGAAAGGACACCAGUUUACUUAUGUGAUACAAGAUUUUAAACAGCCUUCUUUUUGGUACGUCUCCAUGGUGGCCUGUUAUAUUAAUCUGACGACGUGUGAGUGGCACCAUUACGAACCAAUGAGAACUUAUACUAUACAUUAUGAUUUGUGGCUUGUGAAUGGCAAUCCUAACAUUUCGUCGUAUAGUACUCUGACUUACCAGUUUUCAUUCGAUCGACAAAAUACUCUGGAACUGUAUCUACUAUUCUGGCUGUGUUACAUGGUUUUGGUCCCGUUGCAGUGUCAUGCCGUAAAGACGCAGAAACACCCCGUAACUAAGCUCUUUACAGCCAGCUUAUUCCUUGACUUUUUGGCUCUCUGUUUGAUUUUAAUCCACACUUUGAAGUUCGCUCUGGAUGGAGAAGGGUACCCCAAAUUGGCCAUGACUGGUGAUAUUUUUGAUAUUCUUUCAAGGACGUCUUUUAUGCUGCUGCUGUUACUACUAGCGAAGGGAUGGGCUGUUACACGUUUGGAAUUAUCCUGGAAACCAUUAGUGUUUGCCAUUUGGUUGUGUUAUGGGAUUGUACAUAUUCUUCUCUAUGUAUGGAAUUUGACCGAAGUGGACAUAAUCGAAGACAUCGACGAGUACCAGACGUGGCCCGGGUGGCUGAUCAUCGUAUUUCGAUCACUAAUCAUGGUCUGGUUCUUGUACGAACUGCGCACAACAAUGUUGUAUGAACACAACACCCAAAAACUAAACUUUUUGCUCCACUUUGGCGCCUCUAGCUUAGUUUGGUUCAUCUAUUUGCCGAUUCUUGCGUUGAUAGCGCUGCACGUAUCCGCUUUGUGGAGAUUUAAAUUACUUUUAGGUAUAACUUACUCAGCCGACUGUUUCGCGUAUUGUGUGAUGGCGCAUUUGUUGUGGCCCACACGAUCCGAGCAGUAUUUCUUGUUGAAAGGACCGUCUUCGGCGGAUAUUGAAGAAUUGGACGAGUUUAACGAAGCUCCUCAUAUAGUGAAUAAUUCGUAUACUUCACUAAGCACGAUGAGUUCUUUAGAAAUAUGCAGGUUUGAAGAUGCACCGAAAAGUAAGAUUGUGAAUGCGUAAUGUGAUGUGAUCUUUUUUAAAAAUAACUAGUGAUUAAAGAGUGUGACGAUUACAUACUUAACUGUCAAUUUUGAUGUAUAUACAUUGUUACAAAUUUGGCGUGGUUGCAAGAUGUUUUGAUUGCAGUUGUUGAACACUAGACACGUUUAUUGGAUGAAGGUGUUGCCAAAGACUCUUAAGUUUAUUACUUAUGAAAUUAGGUUAAAGACGCGACGUGUAAAUAAAUUAAAUUGUUUUUUAUUUUUCAAAUGUAUUACUAUUAUUAUUGCUCAAUUAUUUUUAUUAAUGUGAUGUUACACUGUUUUUUAGUUCAAUAUGUUAACAGAGAUAGUUUUAUGAAUUUAGAGAAUACGUACUUUGUAUAAAAUGCAGGAGGAUCGUUUUGGUUCUUUCCCAUUACCUGUUUCGUUAUAGCGAUGGUGCCAACAGCUUUAUCGUUUCCACUAACUUUUAUGUGAUGAUUGUGUAUAUUUUGCACAUUUGUGGCAUGGCCAAGAGGAACAAACUAUUUUCAUGGAUUUAUUCGUUUUUAAGUUCAUCUAUACUUAGAUUGUCAAUUUUACAAUACAUCGAUGAAUUAUUAAAUUCACUGUAAGAUAUUCUUAUAUCACAAAUAAAUGAUCAUGCAAUA